AUGUAUAUAGCUUUACUGAUGACGUUGUUUGGUACUGGAUCCAACACUAGAGGGGAACUUCAAGACGUCCUUCAACUACCUAGAACGCUACCAGACUAUGAAAUAUUGAAGGCUGGAUCAUCACUGGUGAACGAUAUUUCAAGAUCAACCGAUGUCACAGUCUUAGUGGCGAACCGUUUAUUUCUGCUCAACAGCGUAAGACUGAAUUCCGAAUUCCAAAGUGCCCUGACGACGUAUUUUUCAGCAGAUGUGGAGAUGCUAACUUUGUAUCCUCACUUGGAAUCCAAGAGGCAAAGAAUAAACAAGUGGGUUUCAGAGCAAACGCACGGGUUGAUACGGCGACUCAUUCCAAGUGGCGCAUUAACCCACAACAGUGCUCUGAGCAUUGUGAAUGCACUUUAUUUCAAAGGUCUCUGGAAACAUCCGUUUGAUAAGCGAAACACGCAUUUGAGCACGUUCUACACUCCUGAUGGACGUGGAAUUUCGGUUCGGAUGAUGUACGCCAAUCAGAAAUUUGAUUACUUAGAAAUGGAAGACAUUGAAGCGGAUGCAAUUAAACUCCCGUUUGGUGAUGGUUCUACAAUUGGUCAUUCACAGUCAUCAGUCAACAUGAAACAGGCUUUAAUAAAUUUGGGAGCGCGGUUGUUGUUCAGUGACAUGGCAGACUUGUCCGGGAUUUCUUACUAUGACUUUCUGUCCGUAUCGAGUAUAUUUCACAAGGCAGUCCUCGUGGUCAACGAAGAUGGAGCCGAAGCAGCCGCGGCAACUUCCGUUAAUGUAUUUUCAAGAUCCGCCGGGCUCGAAAUGCGCGUGGAUCGUCCUUUCUUUGUGGCGAUUGUUCACAGGCGUGCCGGGCCCGUAUUUUUGGGACAUGUGGUCAGGCCUGGUACGGUUAGCUGA
Molecule: messenger RNA, 900 nt
Organism: Opisthorchis viverrini
Lineage: Eukaryota; Metazoa; Platyhelminthes; Trematoda; Opisthorchiida; Opisthorchiidae
Exons: 5
Coding region: 1-900 (299 amino acids)
Molecular function (GO): serine-type endopeptidase inhibitor activity
Source: RefSeq, a predicted model, not a curated record